GUAACAAUAAAAAGUGAAAACGUUGACUGGAUAAGUUAUAACUUCCAAGACGAUACGGAUAAUCAAUAUUCGAGUUAGUUGCCAAAUCCAUAACAGUAUUUGACAGAAUGGAUAUUCCCAGGAAAGUGCAGUAUGUUUGCUUCGUAAGUUUGUUUCUUUAUACAAUUUCACCAGACUUCGUACACGGCAAGGCUGAGCUGGUAACAUGCGGGUCCGUCCUCAAACUACUCAACACCAAGUACAAGGUCAGGUUGCACUCGCACGAGGUGAGGUACGCGACGGGCAGCGAGCAGCAGUCGGUCACCGGCACAGAAGAUCAAGAGGACAUCAACUCCCACUGGGUAGUAGGAGCGAAGCCCCCUUGUUUCAGAGGAGAGCCUGUUGUAUGUAAGGGUGAGAUUCGCUUGACACAUUUAACGACGGGUAUGAACCUCCGCUCACACUACUUCCCCUCUCCGCUGGCCAGGGAGCAGGAGGUUGCUGCUGGAGCAGAAGAUGCGGGUGACCUCUGGAAGGUCUUGUGUGACGGACCGUUCUGGAGAAGAGAUGAGGAAGUCAUGCUAAAGCAUGUGUCGACCGAGGUGUACCUGGCCGUGUCGGGCAACAGGUUUGGACGUCCGAUAGAAGGGCAGUACGAGAUCGUCGGAGUCCGAGGGUCUAACUCCCCGACCAGAUGGAGGGUGUCAGAGGGUGUGUUCAUACACCCUCCUGAGUCCAAGAUGGAGCUACACAAGACACAUACCGAGUUGUAGUUUUGCAUGUUUUGUAACCAUGUAUUUACAAUAGGCCUACGUCUGUUUACUGUAGUAGUCAUUAAGUUUUUGAGAAAUGAAUAUUGAGAUAUUAAUAUAUAACACU
Messenger RNA from Macrosteles quadrilineatus (aster leafhopper), 858 nucleotides. Its product is annotated as stromal cell-derived factor 2-like. The transcript has a single exon. Bases 108 to 752 code for a protein of 214 amino acids. The record is from RefSeq and is a predicted model, not a curated record. NCBI's taxonomy places the organism in Eukaryota, Metazoa, Arthropoda, Insecta, Hemiptera, Cicadellidae.